AUGGCGCCCCCGUCACUCGUACUGCACCUCUGUAGCGCAGUAGUACUGCUACUCUCUACCCGCCUGUACCGUCUCCUCUGGCACCCUCUCUCCAAGAUCUCAGGGCCCAUUCUCAACGCCGCCUCGAGCUGGCCUGAGUUUUUCGCAGCAGCGUCGGGCGACCGCCACGUCCGUCUGUGGCAAUUGCAUGAAAUCUACGGCCCAACCGUCCGCAUUGCGCCCAACCGGGUGUCUUUCAACACCGUCACGGCGUUCAAAACUAUAUAUGAUGCCAAGGCAAACGUUAAGCAAGGCCCCCUCUACGACACAUUCAUCGCCUCAAACCACGGGCGUGUAGAUCUCCUCGACUCCGAUGGCGAAGUGCAUAGCCGGAAGCGAAAGAUCAUUUCUCAUGCCUUUUCGGAAAGGGCCCUGCGACUGAAAGAGGACUCCAUUGUAGAACAUCAACAGUCAUGGCUGGACCAAGUCACCCAGACAUUUGGCCAGCAGGCAGACGACUGGACUCAGCCUAUUGAUAUGACACAGUGGCUGUCUUAUAUGACGAUAGACAUUGUUGGCGAGAUUGGCUUUGGCAAGGAUUUCAACCUCACCAGGAGCGAGCGUUUCCGAUUUCUGCCUCAGACUUUUGCUAAUCUAGUCACGAUCAACUUUGCGGUUGGCCAUCUUCCCCGCGCGCUUCAGUUUGGGAUCAACUGUAUUCUGAGAUCUCCGAUUAUGAGCCUCCUGAUCCCCCCAGAAGUUCACAAUUUUGCCAAAUUCACCAGCGACCUCAUAGUUGAGCGAGUCGCCCGGAUGGAUGGGUUAGAUUCCAAAGAGAACGACGACUUCGUCAGUCUGUUCCGCAACCAGGACGGAAAUCUCGGCAAAGAUGCCGUUGAGGAGAUCAAGUCCGAAGCAACUACGUUAAUCGUUGCUGGGUCUGAUACUGCCGCGACUGCAAUGGCUGGCAUGCUUUUCUAUCUGACGCACAAUCCGCGAUGCCUCGAAAAGCUUACCGCCGAAAUUCGAUCGACCUUCUCUACGGCCCAGAGUAUCCGGCGCGGAUAUGAGCUUUCUCGCGCAAAGUACCUAAGGGCUUGUAUAGAUGAGACACUGCGACUAUCACCGCCAGUUCCAGGAUAUCUUGGCCGCGAGGUCCUCGCAGGGGGGAUCACCAUUGAUGGGCAAUAUCUCCCAGCUGGCGUGGAGGUAGGUGUACCCAUUUCUGCUCUACACCUCAAUCCGGAAUACUAUCCACGGCCGUUUGAGUUCUGGCCAGAGAGAUGGUUACACGGUGCAGGCACGGAGGAAGAAGUCGUGCAAGAUGCCACGCUUGCCAGAACUGCGUUUGCUGCUUUCAGCACGGGACGACAUGGCUGCGCGGGCAAGGAACUGGCGUAUAUGGAGAUCAGCCUGAUGAUGGCGAGACUCCUCUAUCAUUAUGACAUCCGCCUGACGGACGAUGCCACAAGGAACACGGUUGGGGAGGGACACGGGUCGAGCGGUCCAUGGGGGAGACGCAUUAAGGGGCAGUUUCAGAUCCACGACUAUUUCACUGGAAAGGGUCAGGGUCCUUGGAUCCAGUUGCGAGGCGUGAAGCGUGGAGCGAGCUAG
Molecule: messenger RNA, 1593 nt
Organism: Talaromyces atroroseus
Lineage: Eukaryota; Fungi; Ascomycota; Eurotiomycetes; Eurotiales; Trichocomaceae
Exons: 2
Coding region: 1-1593 (530 amino acids)
Molecular function (GO): monooxygenase activity; oxidoreductase activity, acting on paired donors, with incorporation or reduction of molecular oxygen; iron ion binding
Source: RefSeq, a predicted model, not a curated record